Messenger RNA from Planococcus citri (citrus mealybug), 844 nucleotides. RefSeq names its product ribosomal protein S8 (gene RpS8). NCBI's taxonomy places the organism in Eukaryota, Metazoa, Arthropoda, Insecta, Hemiptera, Pseudococcidae. The record is from RefSeq and is a predicted model, not a curated record. The coding region runs from base 152 to 778 and encodes 208 amino acids. The transcript has 6 exons. Gene Ontology annotation, cellular component: cytosolic small ribosomal subunit; ribosome. Gene Ontology annotation, biological process: maturation of SSU-rRNA from tricistronic rRNA transcript (SSU-rRNA, 5.8S rRNA, LSU-rRNA); translation. Gene Ontology annotation, molecular function: structural constituent of ribosome.
GUGAUGACUACGACUGCAAAGCAAAAUAGCCAAGUUUCAUUUCAGUAAAAUUCGUAAAUGUUCAACGUGAACGUUGAAAAUGUCUUUUUUGUAAGUUUCAAUUUUAAAUGUAGGGUGGUUUCUUCGUCAUCAGUUUUUAAUUAAUUAAAACAUGGGUAUCUCUCGUGAUCAUUGGCAUAAACGCAGGAAAACCGGAGGUAAACGUAAACCUCUGCGUAAGAAGAGGAAGUUCGAGUUAGGACGACCUGCCGCUAACACGAAGUUAGGAGUGAAAAGAAUCCACACCGUAAGAACUCGAGGAGGAAACAAGAAAUUCCGCGCUUUGAGAUUAGAUCAAGGAAAUUUCGCUUGGGGUUCCGAAGGUAUCGCUAGAAAAACUCGUAUCAUCGAUGUUAUAUACAACGCCUCUAACAAUGAAUUGGUAAGAACGAAAACCCUGGUAAAAAACGCCAUCGUUGUGAUUGACGCUACUCCAUUCAGGCAGUGGUUUGAAUCGCACUAUGCUCUACCUAUCGGUCGUAAGAAGAGUGCCAAAUUGACUGAAGCCGAAGAAGCCGUAUUGAAUAAGAAAAGAUCCAAGAAAGCCGAACAGAAAUACAAGAAGAGGCAAAAGCUCGCUAAAGUUGACCCAGCUAUCGAAGAACAAUUCCACACAUCUCGAUUAAUCGCUUGCAUCGCCAGUCGACCAGGACAGUGUGGAAGAGCUGACGGUUACAUCUUGGAAGGUAAAGAAUUGGAAUUUUAUUCGAGGAAAGUCAAGGCGAAGAAAGGCAAAUAAGCCUGUUAAAUAUUACAUAUUUUCUAUGUAAUUUCCAUCUUAAUACACUGGUUUAUUUUUAUUUGA